Drosophila innubila is the source of this 1266-nucleotide messenger RNA. RefSeq names its product rhythmically expressed gene 2 protein. The transcript has a single exon. The record is from RefSeq and is a predicted model, not a curated record. NCBI's taxonomy places the organism in Eukaryota, Metazoa, Arthropoda, Insecta, Diptera, Drosophilidae. The coding region runs from base 59 to 826 and encodes 255 amino acids.
GGCACCCUCUGGACAAGGUGGCAGCCUUUGGGACAAAACAGUGCUUUUGUGUGCCAAAAUGCCGUUGACCGCACAAUUUGUGCGCAAUUUGCAGAGAUUUCGACUAGUUACGUUUGACGUAACGGAUACGCUGCUGCGACUUAAAGAUCCAACCACGCAAUACAUACAAACAGCAGCGGCAAAUGGAGUCGCCAGCUUGGACCGAACAAAAAUGGAAUUGUGCUUUCGCCAGCAGUUCAAAUGGAUGAGCAAAAAACAUAAGAAUUAUGGACGGAAUACACCGAACAUGGAAUGGCAGUCGUGGUGGCUCCAACUGGUGGCCAAGACGUUCAACUGUGUGGAUGCGAAUAUACCGCAAGACAAACUGCAAAUUAUUGCCGAGCAGCUUUUAUCUCUAUUUCGCACCAGCGCCUGUUGGACGCACAUCAAUUGUGCCGCGGAAUUGGUGCAGUGCGUCCGUCAGGCGGGCAAGUGUGUGGGCGUCAUCUCCAACUUUGAUCCCUCGCUGCCACAAGUGCUGUCCGCCAUGGGAUUCGAUAAGAAAUUCGAUUUCAUACUCACAUCCUAUGAAGCGGGCGUUAUGAAACCAGAUCCGGGUAUCUUUCAAAUCCCCGUGAAACGUUUACAAAUUGCACCAUCGGAAGCUCUGCAUAUUGGCAACAAGUUUGAUCUGGAUUAUCUGGGAGCACGAAACAGCGGUUGGAGCAGCCUCCUAGUGCAAUCCCAGCCUGAUCCCAAGUUGGACACCAGCUCCGCAGCCAAAUAUAGCUUCCCAAGUCUAGCGAAAAUGCUGCAGACACUCGAAUCCCAGGAAUUUGCCUGGUGACUGCAGCCCAAGUUUAUAUACAAAUUAAAAAAUAUAAUUUCUUAAAUAACUAAAGUUUUUUAGCCGAUCGUGUUGAUCCCCAUUACUCACUCAAAUUUAUAGUUUUAAAUUGCUCUUGUAAUCCGCCUGGUUAUACUCUGUAUAUUAUUAUAUAUAUUCUUGAUAUAUAUAUAUAUAUAUGUAUUUAGUUAGGUGCAUCAAAUUUUAGGCGGAUCGAGUUAAUCUUUAAAUCUUGCCACGUCCACUAAAACAAAAAAACUUCUUUGAUGUAAAAGUCCAGUGAGCCUUUUCAUGCCCCAAAAUUUCUGAUAUUCAAUUUUGUAGCUAACGUUCCUGUUUCCUUAAAUAUAUGUACAUCCAUCUGUGAGAUCCUUUCGUUCAUACGGAAAGACGAAUUUUACCAUAUAAAAUCGACUGUUUAAUAAAAUAUAUAAUUUAUA